Messenger RNA from Thelazia callipaeda (thelaziosis nematode), 245 nucleotides. Lineage: Eukaryota; Metazoa; Nematoda; Chromadorea; Rhabditida; Thelaziidae. The record is from the annotation of a GenBank genome assembly.
AUGGCAGCAGCUGACUGGUCUAUUGUAUCUGGCUCGCCAAACGCGUCAUCUUUACCCACUCGACUUUGUCGCAUUGACCAGAUUUCGCUUCUUUAUUGCUUGUGGUACGUAUUCAUUAUCUGUGAAAAAUUUUUUCCAGUGAAGUUAUUCAGAAGUGAAAUGGAUUCCAUUGCUAUUGGGUUUUUUCACUUAUUUAACUUCGUAUCCAAAUUAAGUUCAUCAGAAGGAUUUAGAUAUCAAUAAUU